UUCCCGCAAAAAAUAUACAAAAAUGCCACUAAUGAAGUUGCUUUGUUGACUAAGUAUACCUCCUUGGCCAUGGACUAAACUGUGAGCUAGUCUACAGUAUAGGGAUGGCUAGUUAUAAAGACCGCAGCAAGCAAGGAGCGGAAGAAAUACGCACACAUCCUGCUCCCAAACUACAGCCUAGAAUUCACAGCAAAAUCUGAAAACCUUUUUCUUCCAAAUGGGCUGCUACUUGUUAUGGAGAUGUUUGUUCGUGGUCCUCUCUGUAGUUUGUCCCAUGUUUCUGAGUUCUUCGGGCUGCUUGAUGGAGGAGAGAGCAGCCCUCAUGGAUAUUCGCUCUUGGCUUGUGAAUGCAGAGUCCAAGGUUCCCAGUUCUUGGGGAGACGGUGGUGACUGCUGCUCGUGGGAAAGGAUAACGUGCGACAAUACCACACACCGAGUGUCUCAUCUUAACCUUUUCCAAAUCUACCAAGAAAACCUACAGUAUAGCGAAGAUGAAUGUCCGAAUCUUAACUUGACGAUAUUUUCUUCGUUUCGGGAGCUUCAACUACUGAAUUUCUCUGGACACUACGCUUGUUUACAAAAUUUCGAGGGUCUCCAAGGAUUGAGUAAGCUCAAGUAUCUCGACCUCAGUUACAACAGUUUUCAAGGUGGGGGUAUCCCGGGAUCUGUUGGCAAAUUGGUUUCUCUAGAAGUCAUAAAUCUCAAUGGAAACAACAUAGGUGGGACUCUUCAUAGUACAGACUUCAGAAAUCUCCGUAAUCUGCGUGAAUUGCAUUUGGGAUCCAGUCAAUUGAGGGGUAGCCUCCCAGCAUCCAUAUUUGCACUUCCACGCCUUGAGUACCUGGAUCUUUCAUACAACCUCUUUGAAGGACAUAUACCUAUAAACUUAUCUCGGAACUUGCGCUUGCGAGAAUUGUAUUUGACUUUCAAUAGAUUGAGUGGAGGCCUCCCAGCAUCCUUAUUUGCACUUCCACGGCUUGAGUACUUGGAUCUUUCAGAAAACCUAUUUCAAGGGCAUAUUCUUACAAACUCAUCUUGGAACCUCCGAGAAUUGCAUUUGGGAUCCAAUCAAUUGAGUGGUACCCUCCCAGCAUCCGUAUUUGCACUUUCAUGCCUUGAGUACUUGGAUCUUUCAGAAAACCUAUUACAAGGGCAUAUACCUAUAAACUCGUCUUGGAAGUGUACAUCAUCGCUUCAUACUAUCCGGUUAUCUGAAAACAGGCUAAGCGGUCAAUUUGAUUUCUUCUGGCUGAGAAACUGUACCAAACUCAAAGAGAUAGAUCUGUCCAGGAAUACUGAUUUGGUCGUUCAAGUGAAAAUGCAUGGCUGGGUACCUAAAUUUCAGUUGAAUACACUAAGGCUCUCUUGGUGUAACCUUGAUAAGAGCAUGAUUACCGAGCCACAUUUCCUGCACACACAGAAUCAUCUGCAGCUUCUCGAUUUGUCCAACAAUAAUUUGCCGGCGAGCAUGCCCAACUGGCUGUUCACAAAGAAAACCACACUAGUUUACCUGAAUCUUGCAAAUAACUCACUAGUUGGAUCACUAGAUCUGAUAGGGCAACCCCAAACUAAUCUUAAACAGGUGAAUGUAUCACUGAACCUAGUUGAAGGACAGCUGCCAGCCAACAUUGGUUUGAUGUUUCCUUGUCUGAUAAUUCUUGAUGUUUCGCGCAAUACUAUUUCUGGAACAAUACCACCAUCGUUGUGCAACAGCAGCAUACAACUUAUGGACCUAUCAAAUAACAGAUUUAUAGGAAAAGUACCAUCUUGCUUGUUCACUGAUUGUUAUGCAAUGAAUAUAUUGAAGCUCUCAAACAAUACACUUGGUGGCAAGAUACUUGAUGGGGCUAGUAGCUUCUCUGGUAACAUGUGGGCAAUACACCUAGGCAACAACAAAUUUGAAGGGACUCUCCCAAGAAAUCUGUCUGGUAAUGUCCAAAUCAUGGAUUUACAUGAUAACAAGAUGUCAGGAGAACUGGACACUUCAUUAUGGUGCCUUCCUUCACUGGAAGCUUUGAGCCUUGCUAAUAAUGGUUUCACUGGUGACAUUCGUCCAGAAAUUGGCACAUUAACAAAUCUUAUGAUGUUAGACCUGUCAAACAACUACUUUACAGGACGUCUCCCAAACUGCGGCACUAUGGUAUACCUCACGUUUCUGAGUGUAUCGGGGAAUUCCCUGUCAGGCUCCCCGGGUGCCUUUUUCAACAGCUCCUACAUUACAGCUUUAGAUCUCAGCCAUAAUCAGUUCACAGGCAACCUUGAGUGGGCACAACAUCUUUCUCAAGUCAGUGUACUUUUGUUAAGCAGGAAUAAGUUUGUGGGACAUAUCUCUUCAAAUCUCUGUCAUCUCCAACACCUGAGUAUAGUUGACAUCUCCCACAAUAGACUUUCGGGUUCCGUACCACCAUGUAUUGGUGGCAUUCCAUUUGAACCCAUUGAUCCUUUCGAAAAUUGGCCCACAGCUGGUAGUAUUACUUAUGGAGGAGGGGAAGAUGGUUUGGACUUUGUUUAUACCAAUAAUUAUGACCUCCCAGGCUUCACCUUCACAACUAAAGGGCAACCAUACACAUAUGGACAAAACUUCUUCAUGUCGAUGUCUGGCAUUGACUUGUCUGCAAACAUGCUGUCAGGUGAGAUUCCGGAGGAGAUGGGGAAUUUGAGCCAUAUCAAGUCUCUCAAUUUGUCAAACAAUUUCUUGACUGGACCGAUUCCUGCAGCCUUUGCAAAUAUGAGCGAGAUCGAAAGCUUAGACCUGUCUGAAAACAGGCUGAAUGGAUUGAUACCACGGCAGUUGACACGGCUAUCAUCAUUGGAGGUGUUCUCUGUGGCAUACAACAACUUAUCGGGAUGUCUACCAGACUCUGGUCAAUUUGGCUCAUUUGAUAUUGAUUGUUACAGAGGGAACAACAACCUUCAAUCAUGCACUUCCAGUUCAGGUCAUGUGGCAUGGAAUGGUACUGCAGGAAGUGUGCCUGAUGAUUCUGACCCGAUCCUCUACGUGGUCACCGCUGUUUCAUUCGUCUUGGCAUUUUGGGCCACUAUCACUUUCGUAUUCUGCCAUUCAUUUGGGCGGCGUGUUAUUCUCAAACUAUAGUAUGUAAAGAUGGAGAGAGGGCUAGUGAUUAACAGUGAUGAUGUGUAAACAACACAAGGAGAUCACUUUGGUAAUCUGCUUUCCGAUAAUGCGUGUAUUUGUAAACUAUGUUACCUAGGUCUAAUAUGGAAGAGUUUUUGUGAAACUUUGUCAAGUAAGAAUUACUGUAAAAAUAGAACCCUGAAUGGUGGCUGGAAUUAUCAGGGGUUGGUUGUUUUUGCUGCCUUUUCUUGUAAGUUCAUGGUGCAGAAUGGUGGUGUAAUGUUGAGAUUUUGGUGAUGCUUCCUUUAGCACUUUUUUUUCUGAACUGAAUUUUCUUUAGCACUAGUGAAGUCUCAU
Messenger RNA from Triticum urartu, 3433 nucleotides. RefSeq names its product receptor-like protein 13. Lineage: Eukaryota; Viridiplantae; Streptophyta; Magnoliopsida; Poales; Poaceae. Gene Ontology annotation, molecular function: protein binding. The record is from RefSeq and is a predicted model, not a curated record.